ACGGACGAGGCGAAGCCGAGCCCUCAACUGCAUCAAGUCAUUUUUUUAAUCAGUUUGACACAAUUUUCUCACAGGCUCUUAAACACCUGAUAAGAAAGCGAUUAAUGUCUAGAAUUAAGAGCACAGUAAAGUUCACACACCAUUCACGACCUAUUAAAAUUAUGGAGCAACAUAAUAGACGGCUGCAAGAAUAGGAAUCGGAUUUUUCGCAAAAAAAAUCCCUUGAAAACCUUGAGAUGAGUGAAGGAGUUCUUUUCCAUAUAAAUACCCAACAUUGGGGAGGAGUUUCAGUACAGUUGCAACCACAGACCCUAACAUGGCUUUCCUCUUCGUCGCAGUUUUGGCCGUCGUCUUCAGCAUGGUGACCGGUGGGGUGGUUCCAGGGUAUCACGGCUACGGCCCCGUGCCCCACGACCCCCUCGAAGGCGUCGAUUAUUACGCCCAUCCGCGCUACUCGUACAAUUAUGGGGUGGCCGAUGGGUUGACCGGCGACCACAAGACCCAGCACGAGGUCAGAGACGGAGAUGUGGUCAAAGGGUCGUACUCGGUGGCCGAACCUGAUGGCACAAUUCGCGUGGUUCAUUACGCCGCCGAUGACCAUAAUGGGUUCAAUGCGGUGGUCACAAGGAUUGGGAAGGCGGUGCAUGCCGCCCCCGUGGUGGCGGCGGCGCACGGCUUCCUCGUCAAUUUUUUUUUCAAGAAAAACACAAUGAAGUUUUGGGUGGCGGCCAUUUUUAUACAUGGGGCAGUGGCGGCGGCGGUCGUCGGUCGAGGGCAACAUGCCGUCGAUUAUUACUCACACCCGAAAUACGCGUUCAAAUACGGUGUGUCAGACCCACACACUGGUGACCAGAAGGCGCAGACGGAAGUCCGCGACGGCGACGUCGUCAAAGGGCAGUACUCGCUGGUGGAGCCCGACGGCAGCAUCCGUACAGUGGACUACGUUGCCGACCCUGUGAACGGGUUCAACGCCGUGGUGUCGAAAAGCGCGCCAUCUUUGCAUCUCCCACCUGUUAAACACGUUCCCGCUAUCGUCAAACAGGUGGCGCCAGUGGUUAAGCCUAUUUACGCACAACCUGUCGUCAACGCCGUCUACACCUCGUCCAUAGGUUCGGCGUACAAGGGCCCGUUUUACGGCGACUAUGACGCUUAUGGUUACGCCAAUUACGACUUGGACGCUCUUUACGACAUUCCCCACCGCCACUACUAGCCAAAACGUAGAUUAAGUCGAGAUAUGAUAAUAUUUUUGUACAGUUUUAAAUGUAACAAAGUUUGAGAAUAAAACAAGGCCAGUUUUUGAGUA
Molecule: messenger RNA, 1303 nt
Organism: Tribolium madens (black flour beetle)
Lineage: Eukaryota; Metazoa; Arthropoda; Insecta; Coleoptera; Tenebrionidae
Product: cuticle protein 21-like
Exons: 7
Coding region: 317-1210 (297 amino acids)
Cellular component (GO): extracellular matrix
Source: RefSeq, a predicted model, not a curated record